UAAACAUUAAAGUACACAUAGGUAAUGUUCCAUGUAUCCACCAAAUCAAGAUUGUCUCUGGUGUUCUUUGUUUCUGUUUUAGGCUGGAAGGUAUUCAGUAUCCAUACCACCUCUAUAUAAGUCCAUCGGCUCGACCUGGCACCAAUGGCCCAGACCGGCCUUUUCAAUGCCCAACCUGUGGAGUCAGAUUCACACGCAUUCAAAACCUGAAACAGCAUAUGCUCAUACACUCCGGCAUUAAACCUUUCCAGUGUGAUCGCUGUGGGAAAAAGUUCACACGGGCCUACUCCCUAAAGAUGCAUCGGCUGAAGCACGAAGGUAAACGCUGUUUCCGGUGCCAGAUUUGUAGCGCCACAUUCACGUCCUUCGGUGAAUAUAAGCACCACAUGAGGGUCUCCCGACACAUAAUCCGCAAGCCGCGGAUUUAUGAGUGCAAAACAUGCGGCGCCAUGUUCACCAACUCUGGCAAUUUAAUUGUACACCUGAGGAGUCUGAACCAUGAGGCAUCCGAGCUAGCAAACUACUUCCAGAGCAGUGAUUUCCUCGUGCCCGACUACCUGAGCCAGGUACAGGAGGAGGAGGAGGCACUGGGAGUUCCGUAUGAGCUGGAGGAGUCCCAACAUCACCCAGUUUACCUGGGCAGCACCUCCACUGUCGCCGCCACCACCACUGCCUCGUCCUCUUCCUCAGUCCAAAUGCCAGUCAUCUCCCAGGUCUCCUCUUCCACACAGAACUGUGAAAGUUCCUCCGGCUUACUUUCGCCUGAGCCCCUGGACCCCCUGGAAGCCCCAACCUCCAAUAAGACGGACGCCGAUGAAACCGCAGUCAUGACGGAGAAUAAGAUGAGUCACGGUGUCGGGGGCAGUUCCCCAGAGGAGUUUGGAGAGGAGCAGCCUAAGGAGGUGGCUUCCAUUACCAUCGAGUGAUCCAAGUCUUCUUCCUGCCCCUGAUGUUGUAUUUUGCACUCAGGUUAUAUGGGAAUAUAAGUCUAAAUGAUCUGAAGACUGAAAGAACUCGGAGAUCCACACAUGCAGCUCUUAUCAUGUGGAACCAUGGAAACGCUACAGAGUUUUCAAAAGAUGCUGUUGAUUUAAUGGCAUUGUUUUACAUGCAGAAACUGCAGCACUUCUUCAGAUUUCACACUAGUUCAUUGGCUGGAGAAUCCGGACCUCACAGCCUCCUUGCUCCCUGAAAGCCAGCAGUAUUUUAGCAGUUUUAACAAGCCUGUUUUGUUUCCCAUAUGACUUGAAUGCAGCACUGUCUCAAGUCAGUGAAGUGUCAGCCAAUUGGAGGUCUGUCCGUUCCAAGCCUUGCUCUACUUUUAGAAAGUGCCUGAGAGUUCACACUUUAGCAAAGUCAUGUAGGAGAAAUGAAGUGACAAAUCAAGUCUUUGCAAACUGAGCUAAAAUAGUUAUUGUAUUACAUUUGUAAUAGUAAUGCUAGUUUGUAUGGGCAGAAACUGUGUUACUCAUUUGGUGCCGUUGCUAUUGGCAAAUAUUACAUGUUAAUAUUAAUCUAUCCUGCAAUAGCUUGUACUGUACUUCUAUAUGAAUGCUGUGUAUGUUGAGUGUUGUUCUAUGAUGUGUAAGAUGUGUGUGUAUGUGCAUUUCUAUGACCAGUAUGAACACAGUGCAUUUCCUUUUUUAAAUGUUUCAAACUUGAACUGUAUUGACAAAGUAUUCCCUAAAGUUAUCUGUGCAGUGGAAACACUUUUUUGACUGGUUCCACAGUUUGACUUGUCAGUGAACACUGUUGUGAAAUCCACCUCUGGUUCUACUCAAAAGCAAAAUUCUCUGUUUCUACAUCAGUUUGCAUAAGUGUUUUUGGCCCUUAAGGGUCAAACAGAAGAUGGACAGUUUAAGGUUACUUCAUGGUGUUGUGUGGGAUUUUCAUGGCGUAAAAAAAAAUCCUGAUAUUCACAUGGAGAAUUAGAACCAAAUGUCUGUGAUCUGAUCAAAUUGGUUUUAUUGUGAAGGAACAGCAACAUCCCCUACGACUUUUAAAAUAACAGAAUAUGGAUUACUUCAGCUAUAUUUUAUCUGUAACAUUCAUUCAGUGUCACAGUUUAAUUUUGAUCCAUUGAAAGCAGCAUGAUGAACAUGUUAGCUAGCUUUUGCUAGCCGUUGUGCACUUAUUGAUCCCAGUAACGAGCUCAUACCCAUUUCCAGCUGCAGGUAUGUGUCACCAAGUUCACCCUAAAUAUGUAAUCACUCAUUAUUUUACCCCAACUGAAGCUCAGCCACUUUUUUUGUCAGUGUUGUUUGCAGUUGCUUGAUUAUCAGUCGAUACAUUGCUAAUGAUGUUAGCAUAAUGCGUUUGAGUAAUGGUUCCAAUUAGGUAAAACAUGACAGGUAUUUUUUGUUUGUUUGUUUAUUUUAUCUUAAUCGGAGACAAAAAAAAUGUUUUCAGUAGAUCAAUUUCACAGUUGCAAGUCUCUGUGCUCUUUGACAUUUUAUAUUUCUGCAUUUCUGGAUUUUUUUUCUCUCAAAAAUGAUCCACUUUCUGUGUGAUGAGCAGAUAACUCACCAUGCAGCAGUUAACAAGUUAUCUAUUUAUAGUCCAACUAUAAGUACAUGCGGUUUUGAGGCUGUUGUUUUUGGUUUGGAUGAGGGCUCAAAAAUAAAUUUUUCAUAAGCUUAAACUGGUCCAAUGUGAAAUCUUCAGAAAUGACUUUGUUAUAUGUUAAUUCAUAAGUUAGAUUUGAAGAUUUCUAUGAUCAGGAAUUUCUUCAAAUCACUGAAGACGGGUAACUAGCAAGAUGCAAAGAUAAACUAAUACACAAUGAUUACAUUUGUAAGAAAAUGUUCAUUCAUGGGAAAGAAAUGAAUGUUGGGAAGGAUAAAGUGGCACCGGUCAAGAACCUCAUUUUAGACACAUUAUUAGGAACACCUGUGUGGUUCUGCAAUCAAGUAUUGCCUCCAAGUUCAAGUAGACUAUUUCAACAUCAGUCAUCUAUUUACAAUAUGGAAAAAGAGAAGAUGUCUUCAUUUCCUUCUUGUAGUCUGAUGCUUUUGUGGGCAAUUAACUGCAGUAUGUAGGAUUCAUUUUUAUCAUUGCAGCUGCUGGGAUUUACUGUAAGCAAGAAGUGAUCAGAGCUGUUCUUGCUUUAGGAAUAGAGAAGCACUGAGCGGAUGAAUGUCUCUUAUUUGAUUUGCAGUUUUUGUCGUCAGAUUUCAACCCUCUGAAACAAAUUUUUCCUAUUUGUUUUUUUUCUGUAAGAACAGCAUUUAGAAUCUUGUUUUACUAUAAGUCCUGCUGUAAACGGCCAUGUUUUGUUGUUUGUUGUUUUACUUAGAAGAGCUGAUUUCUCUGUGAGAGAGAGCUGUCACUGUUUAGCUAUUUUAUUUUAAAACAUAUUAUUCAUUUUAAAAUGACUUUAGGGUCUUAUAUGGCUUGAGCAGUUGGCAUCGUUAAAAUAGAACAGACCCAACACUGACUGAAAUUAUAAAAAGAGUUCAAAUAUUUCUGAAUUCAGUAUGUUCCAUAUAAUAUAGUUAUGAGUGCCAAAUUA
Molecule: messenger RNA, 3511 nt
Organism: Poecilia latipinna (sailfin molly)
Lineage: Eukaryota; Metazoa; Chordata; Actinopteri; Cyprinodontiformes; Poeciliidae
Product: zinc finger and BTB domain-containing protein 44-like
Exons: 3
Source: RefSeq, a predicted model, not a curated record